Caenorhabditis briggsae is the source of this 843-nucleotide messenger RNA. The transcript is spliced from 4 exons. Gene Ontology annotation, cellular component: membrane raft. Bases 1 to 843 code for a protein of 280 amino acids. Gene Ontology annotation, biological process: innate immune response. The record is from RefSeq and is a predicted model, not a curated record. Lineage: Eukaryota; Metazoa; Nematoda; Chromadorea; Rhabditida; Rhabditidae.
AUGAAAGCUGUGUUCGGUGUGAUCGAGAAAUUCAUAGAAGACAGAAAAGAAUGGUUCACACCAAAUGAGAGACUGAAAAAACCGAAAAACGAAAAACCAAUUGUUCGGCUGUUUGAUGGGGUGGGGGAGAAGUUUGUGCUGGGAAAGGAGUUGCUAAGAGAAUCGGAGAGAGUUGGGAUGGAUCUGUUGGAAUUUAAGGAGGAGCUCAUGCAGCUGCCAGAGUUAGGUAUCGUUGGAUUCGAAGAGCUACAUGAAGAAAUUGGAGGUAUCAUGAAGGACAUCGAGAAAGGAUCGAUUCUCCUGGACAUGGAUUAUAUCGAGCCAAUUGCUAAAAAUGUGACCAAUCUUUUGAAAAAGUAUAAGAAAACGGGACCGUCAAGAAAGCCAAGGAUGAAGACGACUUCGAGUAAGGUGACACCAAAGAUUAUGGAAGAGCACAUCGUUGCUGCAGGACUUCACAAGGCGUUUCCUGAUAUUCUGGGACGUGUCAGCUGCUUUGAAAAUUUAAAUGAGAUGAGCAAUGGGAACGUUUUCAAUGUUUUAUUGUUGUUGGAGCAUAUUCAAUUCGUCGAGGUCAUUCUCAACACAAAACGGAUUCCAAAGUUUCUUCAUCAACACGAAAUCUGUACUCAACAUUGGACGUUGUGUCCGUAUUGCACUGGUAUCGAUCUGGAGAGUUCGGAUAGUGAGACGGAGUCUAGUGAAGCUGAGAAUCAAGACGGCGAAAUCCAGCAGAUGAGAAAGAAAAUUUCAAAUCAGCAACAGAAGAUUUUGAGAUUGGAGAUUACCAUUCUGAAGCAAAAACGAACGAUUCAAAAAUUGCAGAGAAGAGUUGGAAAGUGA